Pantherophis guttatus is the source of this 2583-nucleotide messenger RNA. It is a transcript of the gene ZNF830, whose product is annotated as zinc finger protein 830. NCBI's taxonomy places the organism in Eukaryota, Metazoa, Chordata, Lepidosauria, Squamata, Colubridae. The record is from RefSeq and is a predicted model, not a curated record. Gene Ontology annotation, cellular component: spliceosomal complex; nucleus. Gene Ontology annotation, molecular function: nucleic acid binding; zinc ion binding. Gene Ontology annotation, biological process: mitotic DNA replication checkpoint signaling; nuclear DNA replication; mitotic DNA damage checkpoint signaling.
UAUUUUUACCUUUGAGUCUCGUGGUAGAGAAAUCGGCGAAAGAGGAAAAGGGUUUUGUUUUGCAGUCAUGGCUACUUCGAGUUCGGGCCGAGAACCGCGGCGAUCUGUUGGUACAUUGGGACAAGAGGAGCUGCGGAGAUUAAUGCGAGCCAAACAGCGCGAGUCGGCUGCGGGGAAAAGGAAAAUUGACUCGCCCUACAUUAGAUAUAACUAUUUGGGGCAUAUAAGUUGCUCUCUGUGCAAUGUGACUGUGAAGAAUGAACUGCUGUGGCAAACACAUGCUCUUGGAAAGCAGCACAAGGAGAAACUUGAAUCAUUAAAAGAUAUUAAAUAUUCUACAUCCAAAUCAUUUACUGACACUUCAUCUCCUCUCAAAAAAAAAAAGUCAGAAACAAGAAUUCUAGAACAAAAGAAAGGACAAGAUUGUAAUGACCAUCCACAAGCAGUUUCAUCUAAGCUGCCAAAAAAUUUUUUUGACAAAAUUGAGCAAACAGAAGUAGAAAUAAUAUCUUCAAAAGGUUCAAGUGCUGCCUUACUAGGAAAUCAUGAAACAGAGGAAGGAGAGAAAGAAGAAAUGACAAAAGAAAUUAGAGAGAGGAACAGCAAAACUUCAUUGCCAACCCCAGCUCAGUUUGAAUUAUCUUCAGAUUCUGUUCCAAAAGCAGAACUUGUGCCCUGUUCAUCAACAGACUACUUGGAGAACAAUGCUUUAGCUACUCCUCAGUUAUCCCAUUCAGAAUCUGUACAGAAGGCAGAACCAGAAGAAAAAAAUCACCAAAGAAGAGAAAACACUGCAGAGGCCUUACCGGAGGGAUUUUUUGAUGAUCCAGAAGUGGAUGCAAAGGUACGCAAGGUUGACACUCCAAAGGAUCAGAUGGACAAAGAAUGGGACGAAUUCCAGAAAGCUAUGAGACAAAUCAAUACAAUUUCAGAAGCAAUAGUGGCUGAAGAAGAUGAAGAAGGGCGACUUGACCGUCAAAUUGGAGAAAUCGAUGAACAAAUAGAAUGUUUCCGUCGUGUUGAACAACUGCGUGACCGCCAGGAAAUAAGAAAAGAUAAAUUAAAGGAAGCCAUGAGUCAAACAGUCACACAGACUAAAGAAGAUGAUAUUGAUAGUAACGAUGAAGGUGAAUUGCAGGACUUGCUGUCUCAAGACUGGAGAGCAAAAGGAACAAUAUUGUAACUGCCUGAGAAGAAGAAUUAAUUUUCUAAUUGUGAUAUUGUUCUUUUAUCGUGUACUAACACUUUUCCUACAUACGUAUGUAUAUAUAUUAAGUCUUGUAGGUAUUAAAAUUAUCUGUUGAAUGUCAUAAAAUAUUUUUUUAAAACUAUUAUAGCUGUUAUUGAAACAAAAAACCUUUUAUUCGAGCCACUACUGUGCUAGCAGCUUUUAAAUAUGCAUUGAAAUGUGCUCUCUUUCUUUUUGUCUGAAAACAGAUCAACAUAAAAACAAGUGUUUACCAGUUAGAACUGUUUUGUAGUCUUAAAUAGAAACCUGUUCAUUUUUAUUUCCUGCACAACAACAUAUGCUACAGUUGUUACCUUCAUACUAUAUUGGAAACUUAAUGUUAAUUUGUGUUACCUCAGAUUCAUAAAUUAGCUAUUAGCUCAGUCAUCUUUUAUAAAUCUAAAUUUAUUGCUUCACAGAAAUCAGAGUUUUCAAAUUCACUGAAAUUUACUAGUUGUGCAUUUUAUAACCUUGCAUUGAAUAACUGUUUAUUUGACGCAGGCAUUCAUUAGCAAAUAUCAGUGAAUACUUACCAAUGUAUAGUCCAGGGAAAUGAUGCCCCAUUAAAUUGAACAUCAUGAGUUUUCAAAAUAAAUAUAUUCUUUUCACACGAUGUAAGAUCUUCCUUCUUUCCUCCUGCAUGAUGUCAUGAGCACACUCCUAAAGAUUAUUGAGUGAUGCUCAGUAGGAAAAGAAGAGACUUAAUGCCUUUAUAAACAUCUCUAAAUUAUAUUGAGCCAAUACUAGGAAUGAAAAUUUGGGGUUUAGCUGGAUUAAACUGGCAGUAAACAAAUGGUUACUGAAUAAAUUAGUUUCAGAAACCAUUUGAUAAUGUGGCCCCUUAAUCUAAAAUCUCCAAAUCCCAUUUGUUUCAUUUUCAUCACAUUCAUUCAUUUUGUCACAUAAUACAUGGGAUUCUUUCUACAAUCCUUUUAAAGAAACAGCAAAUUUAUACACAUAAAACCUCAUGAUUAGUUAAAAACUAGUAAUUUAUAAUACUUGCUGCCUGUAUAGAAGAAAUUAAGCUUAAAGAUUUUAAUUUAAUUUCUGCAUUAAUAAAUAAAAGGGAUGAGAGCACACAACUUUAACCAAGUUUUUUAUAACUGUAAUAUAUGCUUCAUUAAAUUAAGAUGAUAAAAAUACCUCUUUCAGAAAUGUCAACUAUGUAACUGAUAAAACUUAGAAGUAAGUAUAUCGGUGUUAUGCCAUUCUACAGGAAAUCUAUCCAGACUUGAUGCUUUAUCAUUACUUAAUAAAUAUCACUUUUUUAACUCUUCAUAGUGAAUUGUCAUUGAAAAUACAAUUAUAGCUUUAAAACAUUUAUCCAUCAAAUAAAUGUUAAGUUUUAUCCAAAA